Molecule: messenger RNA, 2215 nt
Organism: Poecilia reticulata (guppy)
Lineage: Eukaryota; Metazoa; Chordata; Actinopteri; Cyprinodontiformes; Poeciliidae
Product: Golgi reassembly-stacking protein 2-like
Biological process (GO): Golgi organization
Cellular component (GO): Golgi apparatus
Molecular function (GO): protein binding
Source: RefSeq, a predicted model, not a curated record
CGCAUUACACGGCUAGUGAUUUGGCGACGUGUACCCGGUGUGUGGAAGUGUUUAGGUUUCUUACCUCCGCCGGGGAACUGUCCGUUAGAAAAUCCCCGUAAAGCCCAUAAAUCACAAAACAUGGGAGCAUCUCAGAGCGUGGAGAUACCAGGUGGAGGCUCAGAGGGUUACCACGUCCUCCGGGUUCAGGAGAACUCACCAGGGCAUCGGGCAGGACUGGAGCCUUUCUUUGACUUCAUCGUCUCCAUCAACAACAACAGAUUGAACAAAGACAACGACACCUUGAAGGACUUGCUCAAAGCCAACGUGGAGAAACCAGUAAAGAUGCUGGUGUACUCGUCAAAGACCCUGGAGCUGCGGGAGACCACGGUGACUCCCAGCAACCUGUGGGGAGGCCAGGGUUUGCUCGGGGUGUCCAUCCGCUUCUGCAGCUUCGAAGGGGCCAACGAGAACGUGUGGCACGUCUUGGAAGUGGAGCCCAACUCCCCGGCGGCCCUCGCUGGCCUGCGGCCGCACACCGACUACAUCAUCGGAGCCGACACCGUCAUGAAUGAGUCAGAGGACCUGUUCUCUCUGAUAGAGAGCCACGAGGGAAAGGGCCUGAAGCUCUACGUCUACAACACAGACACGGACAACUGCAGGGAGGUGGUCAUAACGCCCAACGGUUCCUGGGGAGGCGAGGGCAGCCUUGGAUGCGGGAUCGGCUACGGAUACCUCCACAGGAUUCCCACCCGUCCUUUUGAGGAAGGGAAGAAGAUCAGCUUCCCUGCAAACUCUUCUACAGAGCCGGUCAGUCCCCUGAAAGACGGAUUCACAGAGGUCCAGCUUUCUGCUGUAACUCCUCCUUCCUCCACGCCUGUCGUCUCAUCCGGCCUUGAAGACGGACUGUCYGGCCUGUCCAUCAGYUCCGCUCCGCCCACCAUGCCCAGCUUGCCCACAGUCCCUCUCCUCCCCUCCACCUCCAGCUCCUCCUUCUCUCCCCUCCCUCCACUGAAUCCUGCUGCCGCCGGUUUUAACCCAGCCACAACGCUACCAGGUCUCAUGCCUCUCCCAGGAGGGCUGCCUCCACUCCCCAACCUCCCCAACCUAAACCUCCCACUCCCAGACCUCAGCGCCGUCUCCCUGGCAACCUCCAUAUCUACAGCAGCAGGAACGACAGUGCCCCCUCUGGCUCAGCUGCCCCCCCUGUCCCUACCAGGUCUGGGUCAGUUCCCUCCGCUGCUCCCCAACCCCCCUCUGCCCUUCGUGCCCGCCUCUAGCGUUGCCGCCUCCGUCGCGGCGACGACCGUCCCGGCCGCCAUCGCCAUCACAGAGGCCGACGCCACAGAACCCUCGGCCCCUACGCAUACAACACUACCACCGUCGUAAUGUCACCACGAAGCUUUUAACGCAGCCGGUUCUUCUCUCUUUCUCCCAUCUGUCUUUCUGUGGUUUUUCUAUUUAUUUGGCCAGGAGAGAGCAGGCAGCGAGGCGCAACAAUGGCCGACGCCCCAGUUAGAGCGGAGGCAAAGAGACGGGAUGGUAGUUCUAGAUCAGUCCGACGUGUCCGUGUUGCCGGAUUGUCAUUCAGCAGAACUGGUAGCACUGCAGCUUGUCAAAGCUACUGUACAGAGAAGAUUGCUUCACACUUCUGCAGUAAACAGUUAUUUUUUUUCUUCACUUUUUUCCUAACUGGUUUACCCUUGCCAACCCCCCCUUUUUUUAAUAUAACUAUUACAUGUUAAUGGGGCUGGAUGAUGAGCAGAAUUUCUUUUGACUUUGAAGUGGGAUGACUAACUCCUGCACUGCUGUAUAAAAAAAAAAAAAAAACAUCUACAUAACUAUAAACAUGUUUAUGUUACCCUGUUUUCCAGCUCCAUUCUGCAACCUUUUUAUUGGUAGCUAACAAACCCCCACACCACACCUUUAGACUUGAUUAAAUUACUAAUUCUGAAGUUUUCCAGAAUGAAUCUGCAUCAUUUUGCACCACUUCAUUUGUUUUUUUUUUUAAAUGAUUAGAGUCCCUUUGUAUGUCCCCACAUAUAUGCAGAACUCUAUAUUACACAGUAUGUCAGCAAACAGGUUGAAAGGUCAUGGUUCUUGCUGCUGGGUUACCCACCCCUGAACCCUGUUUGGGUCGGUCACAGUUGCAGUACAGUCUCUGUAAAACUUUCAAGAAAACAUCUGCAGAAUGCACGGUGCAAGCAAUAAAGCCAAAUGAGUUUUACAAACUGUG